AAUAAUAAUAAUAAUAAAAAAAUAAAAUAAAAGCCCUUUUAUACUUUUAUUGAUUUUUGUUUGCCCUAAUAUUAGCUUCACUUGGUGCCUGCACUUGUCUUCUCUUUCAUCUCACUUUGUAGAUCGCCGGCCACCCGCAUCGGCUGUCCUUGUCGUCUCUCCACUUCUCUUCUCGCACCUCGCCAUCUCCGACUCCCUUGCCCAGCUGCAGCGCCCUUAAUAAGGUUUUUCUCAAGGCGAGGAAAGGGAAUUUGUUGUUGAAAGACUUGAACUUUCGUUACGGAGUAAUGGCUCACAGGUUGCUUCGAGAUGUUGAGGCCGAUGGUUGGGAACGAUCGGAUUUCCCCAUAAUCUGCGAGUCAUGUCUCGGUGAUAAUCCUUACGUUCGUAUGACAAAAGCAAAUUAUGACAAGGAGUGCAAGAUUUGUACACGACCGUUCACAGUUUUCAGAUGGAGACCGGGUCGGGAUGCAAGAUUUAAGAAAUCAGAGAUUUGCCAGACUUGCAGUAAAGUGAAAAACGUUUGUCAAGUUUGCCUUUUGGAUUUGGAGUACGGUUUACCAGUUCAAGUUCGAGAUACUGCACUUUCUAUUAAUUCUAAUGAGGCCAUUCCCAAGAGUGAUGUAAAUAGAGAGUUUUUUGCUGAAGAGCACGAUCGCAAGGCUAGAGCUGGUUUAGAUUAUGAAUCUUCUUAUGGGAAGGUGCGAGCAAAUGACACUAUUUUGAAGCUUCAAAGAACAACACCUUAUUACAAGAGGAAUCGAGCCCAUGUCUGCAGUUUCUACAUUCGUGGUGAAUGCACUAGGGGUGCUGAGUGUCCUUACAGGCACGAGAUGCCGAUAACUGGGGAGCUGUCGCAGCAAAAUAUAAAAGAUCGAUACUAUGGAGUCAAUGAUCCUGUAGCACAGAAGCUUCUCAACAAGGCUGGAGAGAUGCCGUCUUUGGAACCACCACAGGAUGAGAGCAUCAGAACUCUCUAUGUGGGCGGGCUUGAUGCAAGAGUCACUGAGCAGGAUUUAAGAGACAACUUUUAUGCUCAUGGGGAGAUCGAAUCCGUUCGGAUGGUACUACAACGAGCAUGUGCCUUUGUGACCUACACAACUAGAGAAGGCGCAGAGAAGGCUGCUGAUGAGCUCUCUAACAAACUGGUAAUUAAGGGUUUGAGGUUGAAGCUUAUGUGGGGUAGGCCACAAGCACCCAAACCAGAGAACGAUGCCUCCGACGAAGCAAGACAACAGGCAGCAGUAGCUCACAGCGGGUUAUUACCUCGAGCUGUGAUAUCACAACAGCAGUUUCAAUCUCAAGACCAAACUGCACCAAUGUACUACAACAUCCCUCCCCCUUCUCAGCCAGAGCGAAACUUUUAUCCAUCAAUGGACCCUCAGAGAAUGGGUGCUGUUGUUUCCUCUCAAGAGGGUGGUCCUAGUGGAUCCUCAGGUUCAGGUGAAAACAAAUCACAAGAAAAGGCGCCGCAACAUGGGCAACAUUUUGCUUACCAUCCUAGGCCUCCGCAACACGGUCAGUAUCCUCAGCAAUAUUAUCCACCAUAUGGUGGGUAUAUGCAUCCACCACCACCGUCAGGUCCACCGCCACCACCGUAUCAGCAGUACCCUGCACCACCUCAUCAUUCCGCAAUGCCACCACGACAACCCCCUCCUCCAGGGAACCAGCAGCAGUAUCAGCAUUCUGCCGCUUCAGCCUCUGCUCCAGCAGGAUCUGUAGCGUCGGGUUCCAACCCUCCAGGGUCAUCUGUUAGUGCUCCUCCUCCGACAUCAUCAUCUGAGCAAUAAAACUUACAUCUUCUUUUUCUGGAUUGUUGUUUUAUAGCAUACUCUAUUUUUGCUUAUUAGCUCACUCUUAAUUGGCUUUGUCUUUUAAAUUGUGAAGGUCUAUGUAUUCAAUUUCUUACUUACUACUUUCCUCAAAAAAAAAAAAAAUUUCUUACUUACUACAUCCACAAAUCUUAAUGAUUAUGGUGUUUAGCUGAUUAUAUCAAUUAGAUGAUGUUCAUUUCUU
Molecule: messenger RNA, 2016 nt
Organism: Cannabis sativa
Lineage: Eukaryota; Viridiplantae; Streptophyta; Magnoliopsida; Rosales; Cannabaceae
Product: zinc finger CCCH domain-containing protein 40
Exons: 5
Coding region: 288-1790 (500 amino acids)
Cellular component (GO): U2-type catalytic step 1 spliceosome; U2-type catalytic step 2 spliceosome; Prp19 complex
Molecular function (GO): U6 snRNA binding; metal ion binding; pre-mRNA binding
Source: RefSeq, a predicted model, not a curated record